Messenger RNA from Racocetra fulgida, 188 nucleotides. The record is from the annotation of a GenBank genome assembly. NCBI's taxonomy places the organism in Eukaryota, Fungi, Glomeromycota, Glomeromycetes, Diversisporales, Gigasporaceae.
UCAUUCGCAUGACAACUAAAGAAGCUGUUGUUUCUAUAAUGGUUGUUGGUACUAUGCCAUGCAAAGAUGAUUUUCAGGAAUUUCUUAAAUCUCAUAUAUUUUUAAGUUCGCAGGAUGUUCGCGCUACGGAAAAGGACAAAGUCAAAAUUUACAAUUCUUUUAGACUUGGCGAUAUAAUUAGGGCCGAA